Messenger RNA from Dendronephthya gigantea, 2301 nucleotides. RefSeq lists its product as uncharacterized. The coding region runs from base 415 to 2301 and encodes 628 amino acids. The transcript has a single exon. Lineage: Eukaryota; Metazoa; Cnidaria; Anthozoa; Malacalcyonacea; Nephtheidae. The record is from RefSeq and is a predicted model, not a curated record.
GGUUAAUAGUGACACUCAGAAAAAUCACCAUACUCCUAGAAAUAAAGAUUCAGGCAUACAACAGAUUAAUAGUAAUACUCAGAAAAAUCACCAUACUAUUAGAAAUAAAGAUCGCAAGAAAUCCACCCCCUGCCCUUUUUUGGCCCGGCGUGGUCGGUGUGCUAAAGGAAAUCGGUGCGACUUCUACCAUUCCAAUUCGCAGUACUGUGACAAAUCCCGAGUAUUUUGCCCCUUUUUGCAGAGGAAAGGUUAUUGUCUGAAGGAUGUCAGAUGUGAUUUUUUCCACCCUGUCCCUAACAACAAGUCCCUCACUACAUUGGAUGAUCCUUUUUUCUAUCGACGAACCUAUCCACCCUACCAAGCCAAAAUAUACCCGUUUGGGUUACCCAACGCACAAAAUCCACCCCUAAACAUAUGGAAGCCACUAAACGUCCCAAAAAAACCAACUUGAUCAGAAUUCCUUGCCUACCAAUGAAUCCCACUCCCAGACAAGUCGGUAAUUCCAUCGAUUCGACAAACCAAAACAACACCCACUAUGUCCCUGCUUUUCUCUUAUCUAAUGUAAUGUCAUUAGCCCCAAAAAUUGAUGAAGUACAAGAUGUUGCCCGACACGGAAACUACCAAUUCAUUAGCAUAGUGGAGACUUGGCUACAGAGUCAUAUACACGACAAUGUAGUCAAUAUCGAAGGAUAUAACCUCAUCCGCAGAGACAGAAUUAACGGCCAACACGGAGGCGUUUGUACUUAUAUUGAAAAUACGAUCGGUUUUGAGUUAAUAGAAAACUUAACUAAUGACUUGUUUGAGGUGUUAUGGAUCAAAAUGCUGAUGCCUAGACUGCCGAGAAGAUUUAAUAGCUUGGUCGUCGGGACCUUAUACCACCCCCCAAGUGCUGACGACUCAGCAAUGCUGGAUUAUUUAUCCAACUGUCUCUCUACAUUGGAAUCAUGCUAUCCUAAUUGUGGUUUUAUUAUUCUGGGCGACUUUAAUCAGUUAAAUAUCAACCGAUUAAAACUAAGCUAUAACCUACGUCAACUUGUUAACUUUCCAACACGUGGCAGAAAUACUCUUGAUCUCGUCUUGACAAAUCUUUACGAAUACUACGAUCAACCGGUAAAGUAUGCACCAUUCGGUCUCUCUGAUCAUAUGUCUGUAGAAUUUAAACCAAAAGAACGAUGUCAACCCCAAAGAGCGCAGAAAAGAGUGGUGAAGAAAAGAGAUCUACGUCCGAGCUCCCGUCUUGCAUUCCGUAAAUAUUUGGAACUGUUGGACAUUCCCAGCAUGUUUGACAAAGCCCCUUCUUGCACAGAAAAAAUCUCCCUCUUGGAAACCAUUGUAACUACUGGUCUGGAUUAUAUUCUCCCACUGCGCUCAACUACAUCUCGGUGUAAUGAACCUCCCUGGAUGAACUCAAAAUUAUCAUUAUUAAUUAAGAAACGCCAGAAAGCUCUUAACCAAGGAAAUAUUACCCAAUUCAAGUACUUGAGAAAUAAAGUAAACCGCAAAAGGAAAAGUUGUCGUGCGAAGCAUUAUGAAAACAGCAUUCAACAUCUUAAAGAAUGUAAACCAUCCUCUUGGUGGAAUGAGGUUAAGAAGCUCAGUGGAGCAAAAUCUACUAGCGGAAAUAACGAAGAAAUCCUUAAAGCCUUAAGACCUGAUGAACACCUUACGGAAACAGAUAAAGUAGAUAUUGCAAACGAGAUAAAUGAUUCUUUUCUUUCCCCAAUGGCUGAAUUUACUCCUCUCACUCCAGAGAAUUACCAAGAUCUGUUAUUUGGCGCAGCUAAUGAUUCUACUGUCACAAUUGCUGCAGGAGACGUAUUUAAAAAACUGUCAACGCUUAAUCCAAGGAAAGCCCACGGCCCUGAUGGAAUACCAACAUGGGUGUUAAAAGAGAAUGCUGAUUUAUUGGAACUUCCAGUCAAAGAGAUCCUAGAUAGUUCUUACCGCGAAUGCCGUAUUCCACAAUCUUGGAAAGAGGCCGACAUUAUUGCUAUCCCUAAAAAGAAACCCAUAACUGACAUUAAUAACAACCUACGUCCAAUAUCAUUAACACCUAUUUUAUCAAAACUGGCCGAAGAAUUCGUGGUUGAACAGCACCUAAAACCUGCGGUAUUAGCCACAAUUGAUAAAAGGCAAUUCGGAUCCAUCCCGAAUUCAAGCACUACGUAUGCCCUUAUCAGCAUGUUGCAUUUUUGGAAUAAAAACACGGACGGAAAUGGCUCUACAAUCAGAAUUAUGCUUUUUGACUUUCGUAAAGCUUUCGACAUGAUAGAUCAUAUAUCCUCGCACGAAAACUGUUAA